AUGUCUAUCGACUGCCUCUCCCUUCGCCUCGCUCGCUCCGCAAACGUGGGUCUCAAGCUGUACAUUCUCGCGGGGUCCCAUAAUGCGUGGAUGAACAAAGGGCCGAGGGUAUUGCGGCUCGUCGUUGCACAAUCCGAGAGAGUGUGCUCGAUGGUGCUUCCCUGUCUCUCCCCAUCGCUCGACACUCUCGAAUUCCUCCUGGGAGACAGCACCUGGCCGCUUCUCACCCACAUGCGCAUCUUUAUUCCCCCGCGGGACGUUCUCAGUCCUGACAUUGAGCACCUCUUUGACUUACGACCCCAACGGUUCCCCGCACUCGACCAUCUCUCCCUGGCAGGGACACUUCUUCCACUCCAUCCACAGCUCAUCCGUACCAUGAAAUGGCUCAAGCUGUCCCCUGCACACACACCGGAUCCGACGUUGUCACUCGGCGACUUCUUCGCGGAGUACUCCGGCACCUUGCCUCUCCAGCUGAAAGAGCUAAUUAUCUCACAACCCUACUCAGGCUGUUCGCAACACCGGAACUCGUUCGCGCACAAUCUUAGAUUCCCGCAUCUGCGCUCACUCACCAUAGCCAGCCGUCAUCCGCACGAAACGGCACCGCUCUUACGCGCCGCCCUAUCCUCUGUUCCCGUCGAUGUGUACAUCGAUGUCAAGUGGUGGGACCAAUUCUUGCCUUUUUCAACGACUCCGGACCGACGAAGCAUCGUGGAAGCGCUCUUCCCGACGCACAAGCACUUUGAAGACCUCCAGCUCCCUCACGUUUCCUCCCUCGUCGUCGGAGUAGCGUUCCACAGGAACCUGCUCCGAAUCACCGCCAGCCACCACCCACGGCAAACGCCAGGAUCGCCCGCGCGCGAGACGAAGCUGUUCACGCUCUCGGUCGCCGUGGAAGACUCGCUCCUCGCCCCCCUCGUCGCCUUCUACUCGCUCUCGGACCUGCUCUCGGACCUCCCGCUCCUCUUCCGCGGCGCGCCCCUCACGACGCUCUACCUCCUCGCCUCGCACGCCGACGCGUCCUCCGCGCCCGUCGAGAGCUGGCGCACCCUCCUGCGCGGCUUCCCCGGCCUGGAGGCGCUGUCGGUCCUGGGCGCCGCCGACCCCGUCGCGCUCUUCGACGCGCUCCGAGUCCCGCCGGAGGACGCGGCGCACGGGCCGCUGAGCGCGGGCCUGCGCGAGCUCGAGAUCGGGGACUUCGAGUACGAGGUACCCGAGGAUGGGGACGCGGUCGUCGCGGUGCAGCCGCGGGGCUCGCCGGAGCUGGUGGCGGCGAUGGUGGAGUGCUUUGGGGCGCGGAGGGGGGCGGGGGUGGAUCCUCUCCCGCUGCUGAAGCUGCACCUAGGGUGGAAAGUGAAAGAGGUCGUUGGCGUGGAGUAUGAAGAGGAGCGUUGGCCAAAGCCGGUGGAUCCAGAGCCGGACUUGAUGGAGGAGGCGGAGACGGCGGAGCGGACGGUGGAGGAUGUGGAGGAUGGGGGAGAUGUAGCUGUGGUUAUGAGUCGAUGCGAGGCUCAAUUGAAGGAGCUGGUGGGCAAGUUAGAGUACAAAUACUUUUGUCAUGGUUGA
Epithele typhae is the source of this 1563-nucleotide messenger RNA. RefSeq lists its product as uncharacterized. The transcript has a single exon. The record is from RefSeq and is a predicted model, not a curated record. The coding region runs from base 1 to 1563 and encodes 520 amino acids. Lineage: Eukaryota; Fungi; Basidiomycota; Agaricomycetes; Polyporales; Epitheliaceae.